Molecule: messenger RNA, 1991 nt
Organism: Rhododendron vialii
Lineage: Eukaryota; Viridiplantae; Streptophyta; Magnoliopsida; Ericales; Ericaceae
Exons: 6
Coding region: 90-1424 (444 amino acids)
Cellular component (GO): chloroplast thylakoid membrane; chloroplast envelope
Source: RefSeq, a predicted model, not a curated record
UCCACAAAAUCACUUCUUCCUCUUCUUCUUGUUCUUCUUCUUCGCCUCUCUCUCUCUCUCUCUCUCUCUCUCUCUCUCUCAAUUCUAACAUGGGAUUCGAAGCAUCGAUCUCUGCCACCAACCCAUCUCUCUUCAAUCCCACCUUCUUCAAUUUCAGUGCAGAAAUACACACAUCUUCCAAAAUCCCAGCCAUACCCUCUUCAUAUCUCACGUUGCGCUCUAACCACCCUCAUUCCUUUUAUAAUCCAAGAAAAUCACCACCACCAACAACAAUAGCAAGCGCCUUCAGUCCUCGCACCAUCCUCUACAAAACCCAACUCCGAGCGAGUAGUGUGGCCAAUGCUCAGAUUGAGGAGGAGCAAGUUGGGGUUAAAGUGGAGGAGCAAGUUGAAGCUGAAGUAGCUAAAGGGUAUACCAUGACUCAGUUUUGCGAUAAGAUUAUUGAUUUAUUCUUGAAUGAGAAACCCAAGACAAAAGAGUGGAGGAAGUAUUUGGUGUUUAGAGAGGAGUGGAAGAAAUACAGGGAUAGCUUCUACAAGCGAUGUCAAUCACGCGCCAAAGCUGAAAAUGAUUCCCAGAUGAAGCAGAAAUUAAUUGGACUAUCAGGAAAAGUAAAGAAGAUUGAUGAUGAAAUGGAAAGACAUUCAGAACUUCUUAAAGAGUUACAGGACAGCCCUACAGAUGUUAAUGCAAUAGUUACACAGCGGCGCAAAGACUUCACAGAAGAUUUUUUCCGUUACCUCACUCUACUUUCAGAGACAAAUGAUAGCUUGGAGGACCGUGAUGCGGUGGCCAGACUUGGGGCUAGAUGCUUGUCUGCAGUCUCUGCCUUUGAUAAUACACUAGAAAUAGUUGACACAUUGGAUACCGCCCAAGCCAAAUUUGAUGACAUCCUGAGCUCUCCAUCCAUGGAUGUGGCAUGUGAGAAGAUUAAAAGUCUUGCCAAGGGAAAGGCACUUGACUCCUCUUUGAUUUUAAUGAUAAACAGUGCUUGGGCUGCAGCAAAGGAGUCCUCCACCAUGAGUAAUGAGGUCAAAGACAUAAUGUAUCAGUUGUACAAAGCUACAAAGAGCAGUCUAAGGAGCAUUGUGCCCAAAGAGAUAAAGCUACUGAAGUACUUGCUGAACAUCACCGAUCCUGAAGAGAGAUUCUCGGCAAUGGCUACUGCUUUCUGCCCUGGAGAUGAACGCGAUGUGAAGGACCAAGAUGUUAUAUACACAACUCCCAAGGAGCUGCACAAGUGGGUUAAGAUCAUGCUUGAUGCAUACCAUCUCAAUAAAGAAGAGACUGAUAUUAGGGAAGCCAAGCGGAUGUCCCAACCUAUUGUCAUGCAAAGGCUCUUUAUCAUCAUGGAAACAAUUGAAGAGGAGUACUUAGCAAAAGGCGUUAAAACAGAAGAUGACUCAGAGUCCGAGGAAUUGUAAAGGUACUGAUGUCACUCUUAUAUCUAUCUCAUUCACAACUACUAUGUACUACGGUUGGAAUUGUAAUCUUGUAAAGAAUUCCUAAAUUGUGAAGUGUGAAGCCCUUGACCCAAAGAAAUCUAUGUCCUGGGCUGUGAAGGCAGUCCUGUACCCACUAUGGAGGGUGAGAAGAGAACAUUGGCGUCGGUAUUGGGUUGGCAUGGUAUGGUGUAUCCUCAUCAUUUCCUCGUUUAUACUUCAUUAAGCGGGCAUUGGUAUCUACUCCGUAGAGUUUUGGCUCGAUGGAAUGCCAUGACACAUAAUCAGAAGAAGAGUACGGCACAUCACAGUCGGGUUGGAUUGGUUGUGGUGUAUGUAUGUUAAGGGAGCAAAGUCCAUACCAUGUGUAGUCAAAAUUGGAUUGUACAAUCUAUUUGCCGUUUAGUCCAGUACUAAACAGGCUUUACAAUUGCGGCAAGCAUAGAGAUGACAUCAUUAGAAAGAAUUGUCCAUGAGAAUAACGUGGCGAUCCCAAUUUUUGCAAUUUAUAGUUUUUUCGCGUCCUGAUGUUUUACUUCAGGGUUCCAA